UCGCUCUAAUGGCGGUCUUAUUGUAUUGACGUUGGGAAAUGGGAAGUGAUCGCACGGCGAAAAAGCAGAAGAUGUCCGUUUUACAAGAACUCAAGAAAAUCACCACAAUUGUGGCUGACACCGGUGACUUUGAGGCCAUCAACAUAUAUAAGCCCACAGAUGCGACGACUAAUCCCUCUCUUAUUCUGUCCGCAUCCUCUAUGGAGCGUUACCAGCCUCUGGUGCAAAAGGCUGUGGAUUACGCCAAGGGCAAGAAGGGUUCAGUGAGUGAGCAAGUGGCCGAGGCCAUGGAUUACCUUUGCGUGUUGUUCGGAACGGAAAUUUUGAAGGUUGUGCCCGGUCGGGUUUCUACUGAAAUCGAUGCCCGUCUCUCCUUCGACACUAAGAGAAGUGUGGCUAAGGCUUUAAAGCUAAUCGAUCUGUACAAAUCUCAGGGCAUCGGCAAAGACCGAAUCCUGAUCAAGCUGGCAUCCACAUGGGAGGGCAUCAAGGCCGCUGAGAUCCUAGAGAACGAGCACGGCGUGCACUGCAAUCUGACACUCCUCUUUUCGUUUGCCCAAGCUGUUGCCUGCGCUGAGGCCGGAGUUACCCUGAUCUCGCCAUUCGUGGGCAGGAUCUUGGAUUGGUACGUGGCCAACACAGAGACCAAGAAAUUCGAGGCCCUUAAGGACCCGGGUGUAAUCUCCGUAACUAGCAUCUACAACUACUACAAGAAGUUUGGAUACAAGACCCUUGUCAUGGGUGCUUCAUUCCGUAAUGUGGGCGAAAUCAAGGCGCUGGCUGGCUGCGAUCUGCUCACCAUUAGUCCGUCGCUGCUCAAGGAGUUAGAGAACGAAACUGAUUCGGUGACCACUUAUUUGUCCGUGAGCAACGCCAAACAGCAGGACAUCGAGAAGAUCUCCGUGGACGAGAGCAAAUUCCGCUGGCUGCUUAACGAGGACGCAAUGGCUACCGAUAAACUAUCCGAGGGAAUUAGAAAGUUUGCCGUGGAUACUGUUAAACUCGAGAAUUUGAUUAAGACCUAUCUUAAAUAGACGUUCCUCUGGUCCCGGUCGCAGGUGUAGGACGAAUAUAACAGUUGUUAAAAAGACAAAUGAUUUUUUACUUUAAUAAAAACUAUAAUUAAAAA
Drosophila eugracilis is the source of this 1129-nucleotide messenger RNA. RefSeq names its product probable transaldolase (gene Taldo). Bases 39 to 1034 code for a protein of 331 amino acids. NCBI's taxonomy places the organism in Eukaryota, Metazoa, Arthropoda, Insecta, Diptera, Drosophilidae. Gene Ontology annotation, molecular function: transaldolase activity. The transcript is spliced from 3 exons. The record is from RefSeq and is a predicted model, not a curated record. Gene Ontology annotation, biological process: carbohydrate metabolic process; pentose-phosphate shunt; pentose-phosphate shunt, non-oxidative branch. Gene Ontology annotation, cellular component: intracellular anatomical structure; cytoplasm.